GACUUGGAAUAAUCAGAAGAUUGUUUUAAAGCAAUUAAAUUGAUGAGAACCCUAACACCUUGAUGAAGUGAAGAUACAGUGAACAUAUUGCAUACUGCCCUAAUAGCCGUACUAAUUCAAAGUACCCUAACAGUGCACCUUGAUGAAGUGAAGAUUAGGUGAACAUAUUGCAUACUGCCCUUAGCCGUACUAAUGAGCGACUUUAGUGAGUAAUGUCCCCUGUUUUCCGAUAUAGGUGGCGCUCUGGUCGAGUAGGUUCCUCUAUGCGGAUAUGUUCGGAUUUUAUCAUAAAAUUAUCGCCAUUGUUAUUCAGCGAAGCGUUUGACAGCUUGACAAUAGAAACAUAAAAUAAUGCCUCAAACCAUGUGUUGCGUUCCCUUUUGUUCACGAAAAGGUCGACACAAGUUCCCGAAAGACAAACAACGUCAAGCAGCAUGGGUACAAGCUAUUCGACGGGUGAAAACAAAGUUCGAAAUCUGGACUCCAUCCGAAUACUCGUACGUGUGUGAAAACCACUUCACCGAAGAUGAUUACCACACAAUAACAUAUGCAGGAAAUGAAAGACGUAAGCGGGCAUUGCGAAAAACAGCUGUCCCUAGUAUUUUUUUCUGGACGAACAAGGCGACUGUUGCUAAGAGCCAGGAGAGAAAGGAACGUCGUCUAGAAAGAGAAAACCGGAAACGUAAGCUGUUUGAAGAUGUAACAAAUAUGGAACAGUCUGGUGAAAACACAAGCUUUGAACCAGAGUACAUUGCCACAAAAAUUGACAUUGUUACCUCUGAUAUCGAUGUGGGUGCUAGCGAAGAAGUUGUGACACAGCAGGAAUGUGUCGAGCAAAUAAUCUCGAUCACAGAUGAAAAGGUGACAUUUAUGGACUCAUUUGUACAAACAGAGUGUGAAACGGAAGAUGCGGCAAUACAAACAACAACUACACUUGCAUUUAGCAUCAACAAGUUCGAGGAUGAUGAAGCUGCCGUUCAUUUCUACGCUGGACUUGAAAAUUACAUGAAAUUCUUUUUUGUUUUGAACACACUCGGACCAGCAGCAUACCAUCUUAAUUAUGUGUAUCAUUCUAUAACAAGUAUAAGUGUUGCUGAUCAAUUUUUUAUUACGUUGAUUAAAUUAAGGCGACACAUGACAAACUUUGAACUGUCGCGAUUAUUUAAUGUUUCGGAAAGUGUUGUGUCAAACAUUUUCAUUACGUGGGUCUUUUUCAUGGAAAAACAGUGGAAAGAAAUUAACAUUUGGCCAUCACAAACUUUAGUCCACUAUUUUGCUCCAAGCAGCUUCAAGAGACUGUACCCCAAAACACGGGUUAUAAUUGAUGGUACUGAGUGCCCAAUUAAAAAGUCGAAGAAUCCAACAGCUCAACAAGCCACUUUUUCGACUUACAAGAACCGAAAUACAGUUAAGGUUUUGGUUGGCAGUACCCCUGGCGGUCUUAUUUCUUAUGUGUCUCCAGCCUAUGGGGGUGCUACAAGUGAUAGUCAAAUAGUUGAACGGAGUUCACUGACCAGGCUUUGUUCCAAAAGUGACAGUAUAAUGGCUGAUAAAGGUUUCAAUGUGCAGGACAUUUUUGCACCACAUGAUGUGCAUAUCAAUAUACCAACCUUUUUUAAGAAGCAAAAUAGAAUUUCGAAUGAAACUGCUAUUAAAGAUAGAAAAAUUUCAAGUAAACGUGUUCAUGUAGAAAGAAUUAUUGGGCUAGGAAAAUCAUACAAAAUUUUAACUGAACCUUUGACUAGCACAGAGACUAAGUUGUCAUCAGAGAUAAUUUUUGUUUGUUUCAUGCUAUGUAAUUUCAGGAAUGGCAUAGUGUCUACAUAUGCUUAAAGAAUAGCUACAAUCAAAGUUUUGUAUGCAGCUAAGAGGAUUAAAAUGUCAAAUUUGUAUUGUCAAUAAACAUUCUGCAAAAAAUAUGUCAGAUGUGCGCUCUGGUUAUGAGUGUUAAGAAGUACAUGUAAUGAGAGUAAUUAAGCUAAUGGACAUGUGAUUGGA
This is a messenger RNA of Dreissena polymorpha, 1998 nucleotides long. RefSeq lists its product as uncharacterized. Lineage: Eukaryota; Metazoa; Mollusca; Bivalvia; Myida; Dreissenidae. The transcript has 2 exons. The coding region runs from base 352 to 1833 and encodes 493 amino acids. The record is from RefSeq and is a predicted model, not a curated record.